AUGCCAGGAGACCAUGGCAGCUCAUCCACUCUAGAAGACUAUGGCAGCUCAUCCACUCUAGAAAACUAUGAGAGCUCGUCCACUCUAGAAGACUAUGGCAGCUCAUCCACUCUAGAAGACUAUGGCAGCUCAUCCACUCUAGAAGACUAUGGGAGCUCGUCCACUCUAGAAGACAAUGGCAGCUCGUCCACUCUAGAAGACUAUGGCAGCUCGUCCACGCCAGGAGACUAUGACAGCUCGCCCACUCUAGAAGACUAUGGCAACUCAUCCACUCUAGAAGACUAUGGCAGCUCAUCCACUCUAGAAGACUAUUACAGCUCAUCCACUCUAGAAAACUAUGGGAGCUCAUCCACUCUAGAAGACUUUGGCAGCUCAACCACUCUAGAAGACUAUGGCAGCUCAUCCACUCUAGAAGACUAUGGCAGCUCAUCCACUCUAGAAGACUAUAGCAACUCAUCCACGCCAGGAGACUACGGCAGCUCGUCCAUGCCAGGAGACUAUGGCAGCUCAUCCACUCUAGAAGAUUAUAGCAGCUCGUCCACUCUAGAAGACUAUGGCAGCUCAUCCACUCUAGAAGACUAUGGCAGCUCAUCCACACCAGGAGACUAUGGCAGCUCAUCCACUCUAGAAAACAAUGGGAGCUCAUCCACUCUAGAAGACUAUGGCAGCUCAUCCACUCUAGAAGACAAUGCCAGCUCAUCCACUCUAGAAGACUAUGGCAGCUCAUCCACUCUAGAAGACUAUGGGAGCUCGUCCACUCUAGAAGACUAUGGCAGCUCGUCCACUCUAGAAGACUAUGGGAGCUCAUCCACUCUAGAAGACAAUGCCAGCUCAUCCACUCUAGAAGACUAUGGCAGCUCAUCCACUCUAGAAGACUAUGGGAGCUCGUCCACUCUAGAAGACUAUGGCAGCUCGUCCACGCCAGGAGACUAUGACAGCUCGCCCACUCUAGAAGACUAUGGCAACUCAUCCACUCUAGAAGACUAUGGCAGCUCAUCCACUCUAGAAGACUAUUACAGCUCAUCCACUCUAGAAAACUAUGGGAGCUCGUCACUUCUAGAAGACUUUGGCAGCUCGUCCACACCAGGAGACUAUGGCAGCUCAUCCACACCAGGAGACUAUGGCAGCUCACACAGGCCAGGAGACUAUGACAGCUCGCCCACGCCAGGAGAAUAUGGCAGCUCAUCCACUCUAGAAGACUAUGGCAGGUCAUCAACUCAAGAAGACUAUGGCAGCUCAUCCACUCUAGAAGACUAUAGCAACUCAUCCACGCCAGGAGACUAUGGCAGCUCAUCCACUCUAGAAGAAUAUGGCAGCUCAUCCACUCUAGAAGAAAAUGCCAGCUCAUCCACUCUAGAAGACUAUCAUCAUCCACUCUAG
Oncorhynchus masou masou (cherry salmon) is the source of this 1380-nucleotide messenger RNA. RefSeq lists its product as uncharacterized. The transcript has a single exon. The record is from RefSeq and is a predicted model, not a curated record. Lineage: Eukaryota; Metazoa; Chordata; Actinopteri; Salmoniformes; Salmonidae. The coding region runs from base 1 to 1380 and encodes 459 amino acids.